AUGAGGCGCAUGCGCGUUGCUGAGGGGCGCUGGAGCUCUGCCGGUGUGGCGCGGCGGGGCCGGGCGGGGGUCGGCGGUGGCGCAGAGGGCUUACGUGGCCAAGGCGGCCGCCAGGAGGGUUGGCGAGGCCAGUCGCAGGGCUCGCUGCAGCAGCUGGCGGAGCGGUACGCGGACCUGGCAGCUAGCUACAGCGAGGCGCUCUGGCAGCGGGCGGAGCAAGAGACGGAGAACGCGCGGCUCCGGCAGGAUAACGCGCGGCUGCGCCUGGAGAACCGCCGCUUGCGCCGCGAGAACCGCAGCCUUUUCCGACAGACCCUGGCGGGCCCCGACACUGCCGACAACCGCGCGGCCAUACAAGGGGAGGUGGAGGCCCUGCGCGCCCAGCUGGAGAAGUUGCAGGAGAGGCACACCCGGGCUUUGCAGGAGCUGCGGCGCUGCCAGACCCCUUGCUGGUCGAAGGCCUCGGGAUUCGACGACCGCAAGCUGGGUGAGCUGCUGGAGAAGGAACAGGCGCCGUGUCCCCCCCAGCAGCCGCUAGAGAAGAAGGGCCAGCUCUUGUAG
Neopsephotus bourkii (Bourke's parrot) is the source of this 561-nucleotide messenger RNA. It is a transcript of the gene TUSC1, whose product is annotated as tumor suppressor candidate 1. The record is from RefSeq and is a predicted model, not a curated record. Lineage: Eukaryota; Metazoa; Chordata; Aves; Psittaciformes; Psittacidae. The transcript has a single exon. The coding region runs from base 1 to 561 and encodes 186 amino acids.